Messenger RNA from Gongylonema pulchrum, 1185 nucleotides. The record is from the annotation of a GenBank genome assembly. NCBI's taxonomy places the organism in Eukaryota, Metazoa, Nematoda, Chromadorea, Rhabditida, Gongylonematidae.
UUCGUUGCGCAAGAAGCAUAUGAAUGUGCCCGUGCCGUAUACGCGCAUGCUCUGCUCGUUUUUCCAACAAAAAAAAGCAUCUGGUUUGCUGCAGCGCAUUUUGAACGAAGCCACGGAACUACGUGAGGAAAGCUACGAUAAUUUGUUGAAAAAAGCAGUGGAAAAGUGCCCGAAAGCUGAAACUCUGUGGUUGAUGUACGCGAAGAGUAAGUGGAUGGCUGGUGAUGUGACUGCUUCUCGUGAAAUUCUUGCCAGAGCCUUUCAGCAUAAUCCAAAUUCGGAAGAAAUUUGGAUGGCUGCUGUAAAAUUGGAGUCCGAAAACAACGAAUUUCAAAGAGCUCGUAAACUUUUGGAAAAAGCGCGCGAGAUCGCGCCGUCACCACGGAUAUACCUCAAAUCUGCACGACUGGAAUGGUGCUUGAAGGAUUUGAUUGAAGCCAAAAAGCUGCUGAAAGAAGCGCUGGAUCGAUUUUCGGACACUCCAAAGCUGUACCUUAUGAUGGGUCAAAUAUUGCAACAGGAGAAGAAUUACGCAGAAGCGCGCCGAUAUUUUUCAGAAGGCAUAAAAAAUUGUCCGACGUUUAUCCCGCUGUGGAUUUGGUUAAGUCGCUUGGAAGAAUCACAAAAUCAGAUCAUUAAAGCCCGAUCAAAUCUUGAAAAGGCUCGUUUACGUAAUCCAAAAAAUCCUGAACUUUGGCUUGAAGCUAUUCGAAUAGAGGCGCGAGCGGGUCUGAAAGAGCUAGCACAGGAGAGGCUGGCACGAGCUUUACAAGAAUGCGAACAUUCAGGUCGUCUCUGGUCAGAAGCAAUUUUCAUGGAGGAACGUCAUGGCCGACGUACAAAAUCAGUUGAUGCUUUGAAGAAGUGCGAACAUAAUGCAGAUGUUUUGCUUGCUGUCGCUAAACUGUUUUGGACAGAACGAAAAAUCAAAAAAGCUCGUGAAUGGUUCCAGCGAACAGUCAAAAUUGAUCCCGAUUUUGGAGAUGCUUGGGCAUAUUUCUACAAAUUCGAAUUAUUACAUGGCUCACUGGAGGAGCAGACAUUGGUGAAAAAUCGUUGUUUGCAAGCGGAACCUCGCCACGGCGAACUGUGGCAGCGAGUAUCAAAAGAUGUGGAGAACUGGAGAAAACGAACAGACGAAAUCCUGGCUGAACUAGCGAAUCAGCUUGAAAUCCCUCGAUAGUG